CACGCCCUGUGUCCCAUUUUGUCUCAGGGCUUCUCCCUCGCCGCGGGCCCCUCCUUCGCACCGGCCCCUCCCGAGGUGUGGCGCCUUCCGUAGACUCCCUGGAGCUCUGCCUUCACCCCCUACCCCCUAACAGCCGAGUGCCCGCAGUUGAGGGGCGGGUUCUUGCUCCUCCGGGACAGUCUCCUGGCGAUGCUAGUUUUAGAUAAACAGAAACAAGACUCUGCUCCAGCGCUAUUAAAAUGCCAGCAGACAGGAAAGAAGCUGGAACGUGAUGGCCGCCGGGACAGGGUUGAUAAAGACAGAAGCGGGGUGAUAUCCGACAAUGAGCUUCAGCAAGCACUCUCCAAUGGCACCUGGACUCCGUUUAAUCCUGUGACUGUCAGGUCAAUCAUAUCAAUGUUUGACCGUGAGAACAAGGCUGGUGUGAACUUCAGCGAGUUCACGGGCGUCUGGAAGUACAUCACAGACUGGCAGAAUGUCUUCCGCACCUACGACAGGGACAACUCGGGGAUGAUUGACAAGAACGAGCUCAAGCAAGCACUUUCAGGUUUUGGCUACCGGCUCUCUGACCAGUUUCAUGACAUCCUCAUUCGCAAGUUUGACAGACAAGGACGGGGACAGAUCGCCUUUGACGACUUCAUCCAGGGCUGCAUCGUCUUGCAGGAGAAAGAAAGAUUGCCCAUUGUUCUUCAAGCCAGAGUUAAGUGCCACUGGUGGUCUCUGCCGCUGUCUUGCACACAUGCUGGGAUGCUCCUGGCUGAUACCGAGGGAGCCCUGAGGAGACUGGCAGGCACAGCCCACAUGGCCAGGCUCAGCCUUUCUCCAGGCCCCGCCCUGGGCAGCUGGCUGGGCACAAAGGCCAUCAUGAACCUGGAGACUGACAGAUAUAUUCAGACGCUACGAUACAGAUCAGGACGGCUGGAUUCAGGUGUCAUAUGAACAGUAUCUCUCCAUGGUCUUCAGCAUCGUAUAACACUGUCCUUUUAUAAAUAGCAACAUGACUUACGGAAAAAAAAGACUGAAAAUGCCAAAUCUCUUACCGUUAGUGAAACGGAGCACAAAUGCAGUUGUCUUUAUAUAGUUAAUAUUUGGGGACCCAACUGUACAUAUGUGGAUAAUCUGAUUAACAUUUUUGCAGUUGUAACAAUAGUCAUAUUGUUAUUCAGAUACAGACAUUUGAUUUGGGACUGUUUAAUUGUGCCAUGAGGUAAGAUAUAAUAAUGUUUCAGGUAUUCUGCAUGUCAAACAUUUAUCAUGUGCUUUUCUAUGUAGCUCCAAUUCUAUAGUGGAAAUACUUUAUUAGCCAAUAGGAAUUUUAAAAUAAUACAGAACUUGCACAGAAGACUUUUCAUGUGCCUUACUUUUUAAAAGGGGUUUAUUGUAUUCAUUUGAAUAUGCAAGGUAUGCAAUAAAGCAAUAUACCCCUUGUCCCAGGCCAUCUCUGAUGUGCUCAUGAGGGGAGCUUCAAGGGGCUCUGGGCACCUUGAGGUCAUUUUCGGUGGUCCGCAUGACUCACUUGUGGAAAUGCGUAGAUAUAAUUGGUCCUCUUACAGGAGUGUGUUUAAAUUUCAUAGAACAACUUUGAACAUAAAAAUCCAAAUGUAGUUUA
Messenger RNA from Myotis brandtii (Brandt's bat), 1609 nucleotides. RefSeq names its product programmed cell death 6 (gene PDCD6). The record is from RefSeq and is a predicted model, not a curated record. Gene Ontology annotation, molecular function: calcium ion binding. The transcript is spliced from 7 exons. Bases 190 to 939 code for a protein of 249 amino acids. NCBI's taxonomy places the organism in Eukaryota, Metazoa, Chordata, Mammalia, Chiroptera, Vespertilionidae.